Molecule: messenger RNA, 3300 nt
Organism: Choloepus didactylus (southern two-toed sloth)
Lineage: Eukaryota; Metazoa; Chordata; Mammalia; Pilosa; Megalonychidae
Gene: TEX30
Product: testis expressed 30
Exons: 5
Coding region: 2428-3105 (225 amino acids)
Source: RefSeq, a predicted model, not a curated record
UGAAUUUUUUAAAAAAAUCCCAUGUUGGUAAGCAGUAGUAGAAUAUUCUAAGGUGUGAUAGUGGAUUGAAUUUAUGCAUCUAAUUUUACUCCCUCCUGAAAUCUCACUAAAAUUAAAGGAGUUUUUAAAAGACAUAAUCCCACAAGGAUGGGGAGAAGGGGAAAAGAAAACAAUAAAAUAUUGGAUUCUAGAAAGCAAAUAUCCAAGCAAACCUUAACUUAAUUCUAAACCAACAGUUGGGAGUGUUGAGGAACAAUUGUAUAUAUAUCACAGAAUUUUCAAAAUACACAGAAACUGGCAGUACUGGACCCCUCUAGAACUGAGAGUGAAAGUAGUGGUGCUGGGGGUUGGUGUGGGGGGUGUAAAUAAGGAUGACUAGGUCAAACCUGUUUGAGAAGCAAUUAAAUCUCUAGAUUCCCAUCCCCAUUUUACACUGUUGGGUGACUUGUCUUUCCCCUUAGAGACUAGAGGCUUAUUCUUUUGAGAAAGUAAAACAGAGGGUCUUUGAACUGGUUGACUCCAAGCAUAGUUAAUUGUGGGGCUACAUUUAUGAAAAAAGGGAUUAAGUGAAUUUAUGUUCAUGGAAUGUUAAAGUCCCUCAUGCCCUUUUCUGACUCAGCUCCCCGAGCGUUUGUAGCCAGACAAGUACCCUCUGGGCUCAAAUAAGAGAAUUCUACACAUACAGGCACACAUAGAAAGAUACACAAUAGACUGGCCACAAUGAUUACUUCUGGGGAGGGAAGGAACUUAGUGGCUGGGGGGUAAGAGUAUGAGGAAGCUUCACUAUUUACAUUUUUGGUCCUUAAAACUUUUGUACCAUGUGUAUGUCUUACCAGUUCAAAAAUGAGUAUAUUCUUUAAAAUAUUAAUUGCAAAUGAACAUACCCUAUGACACAGAAAUUCCUCUCCCAGGAAUUUAUCUUGCAGGUAUGCCUAUCAUAUGUGAAAUAAUAUAAGUACUAUGCCAUUCACUGCAAUAUUGUAAUAGCAAAAGAUUGGAAACAAUUUCAGUGUUCAGGGUUCAUUAGUAGGUGGUUGGUGAAAUAAAUUAUGCAUGUUCCUUCCAUGGUAUACUCUGCAGCAAUAAAAACAAUUGAAAGAAGGUCAUUGUAAAAAGAUAUGAAGCAAUCCUUAAGAUAUGUAUUAAGGAAUGGAGGCUCAGAAAAAUAUACCACCAGUUUGUAAAAAAGGAAAAUGAAUAUGUGUGUGUGUUUGUGUGUGUGUAUUUAAUAGUAUAUGUAUAGAAUAUUUCUGGAAGAAGACACAAUUGAGUAAUAAUGGUUGCUUUUGGAGAGGGCAUCUGGGUAGCAAGGCUCAAGUUGAAUGGGAGAGACUCUUUACUGUAUAGUUCUUGGUAUCUAUUGAGUUUGAACCAUGUCAUUUUUACUUGUUCGAUAAAUAAAUGUAUAUUAAUGGGGAAAAAUUGGGUGAGUGGUAGAGAUCCUGAUUUUGAUAAUAUCCUGACCAGUAAAAGCUCUCUAACAGUAGGAAGGAAUCUUAAGUUUCUGCCAUAAUCCUAUGUUAACAAACCCCAACUUUCAGUGGGUUUGUAUGUUUCAAGCUCAUGGUUCUUCAGGUCAGCUGUGGUUUUAGCUGAUCUAUGCUUAUCUAGGCUGGACUCCAGGCUUUAAUGUUGGGUUCGGAUCUGUUCCAUGUGUCUCAUUCUGGGACCCAGGCUGAAAAAAAAAACAGAACUACCUAGGCAUGCUUUUCUCAUGGCAGAGAGUGAAAGCUCAAGAGGGCUGGUGGAAAUUUGCCAUGCCUCAGCUCAGAAGAGACACAAAGAAACUUCACACAUACUCCAUUGGUCAAAGCAAGUAGUAGCCAAGUCCAAAAGUCAGUAGAGUGGAGCUGUAUACUCUGCCUACUGGAAGAUCUGCAAUGUCAUAUGACUAAGGGUAUGGAUAUUUACUUGCAUUACAAAGCCAAAGAAUUGCGAAUAGUAAUGAUGAAGGAAAUGGGUUAAUACAAAGAUGCUAUGAAAUUAAAUUGAGGAUAGUUUGAGAAUGAUGAUGUUUGGUAAAAAUAAAUAUAUUAUAUAUAUAUAUAUAUGAAUAUACAUUUUUUUUUUUGCUGAGAUAGAACAUUCUGCUUUGAUAUGAAUUAUCUUAAGGCUCCCUUAGUAAUAUAUCACAUUUGCUUUAUCUUGUAUAUCAUCUGCCAUCCACACCUGUCCAUAUAACUAAUUCCAAGUGAUUACAGAAACCUUUAAGAUAAUAUUUAGUUAAAUAAUGUACAUGUAAAAAUACCAGUUCUUACAGAAGUAGUUCUAAAUGUGUUUAUUUUAGUUACUGAAUGUGUUCAUUCAUAGUUCUUGUGUCAUAUCCAUGUCUACCAACCCACCUUUCACCACAGAAUCUUCUUUUCAGGGAGAUGUCCUUUGCUUCUCAGAUGUAAUGCACUUUAAGUUUGUUAUUCAGCAGUGAAAAUGAGUCAUACAGAGGUUAAAUUAAAAAUACCUUUUGGAAAUAAGUUGCUAGAUGCUGUUUGUUUGGUACCUAACAAGAGCUUAACAUACGGAAUAAUUCUUACACAUGGAGCAUCAGGAGAUAUGAAUCUUCCUCAUUUGAUGUCACUGGCAUCCCAUCUUGCAUCUCAUGGUCUUUUUUGCCUGAGAUUUACCUGUAAAGGCCUUAAUAUUGUGCAUAGAAUUAAGGCAUAUAAAUCAGUUUUGAAUUACCUAAAGACCUCAGGAGAAUACAAACUUGCAGGUGUUUUCCUUGGAGGUCGUUCAAUGGGUUCAAGAGCAGCUGCUUCUGUAAUGUGUCAUAUUGAGCCAGAUGAUGCUGAUGAUUUUGUUCGAGGUCUCAUAUGUAUUUCUUAUCCACUGCACCAUCCAAAGCAGCAGCACAAACUCAGAGAUGAAGAUCUCUUUCGUAUAAAAGAUCCUGUACUGUUUGUGUCAGGCUCAGCAGAUGAAAUGUGUGAAAAGAACUUGUUGGAGAAAGUGACACAGAAAAUGAAAGCUCCUAAUAAAAUCCACUGGAUUGAGAAGGCAAAUCAUUCCAUGGCAGUAAAAGGGCGGUCAACAAAUGAUGUUUUCAAAGAAAUAAAUACACAGAUUUUGUUUUGGAUCCAAGAAAUCACUGAAAUGGACAAGAAAUAAUUGUCAUUAGUGAAAAGCCAUGUUAUUUUGAAUACAAGUACAGUUAAUUUGAUAAAGAACAGCAUACCUCUCAGCAUUAUGAGAUGUAUUUUAGACUAAUGUUCUUUUCCCCCAUUUUUUAAACACGUUUUAAUUGUGAAAUUAAUGUUAAAAGCACUGUUACAGUUGUAUAAAGAUGAUGUACAAAUAUUGAAA